This is a messenger RNA of Lotus japonicus, 1059 nucleotides long. Its product is annotated as gamma-secretase subunit APH1-like. Lineage: Eukaryota; Viridiplantae; Streptophyta; Magnoliopsida; Fabales; Fabaceae. Gene Ontology annotation, biological process: positive regulation of catalytic activity; protein processing. Gene Ontology annotation, cellular component: membrane; endoplasmic reticulum; gamma-secretase complex. Bases 50 to 799 code for a protein of 249 amino acids. The record is from RefSeq and is a predicted model, not a curated record. Gene Ontology annotation, molecular function: protein-macromolecule adaptor activity. The transcript has 6 exons.
UCUUCCUUCAAUGGAGAAAGGUGAGUGAAGCAGUGAAGAAAAGAGAAGAAUGACAGUAUCAGCAGGAAUCGGUUACGCUCUGGUAGCACUAGGACCAUCACUCUCCAUCUUCAUCUCCGUCAUCUCCAAAAAACCCUUCCUCAUUCUCACCGUUCUCUCCAGCACGCUGUUAUGGCUAAUCAGCUUGAUUGUACUGUCUGGAAUUUGGAGGGGGUUUCUUCCACUGAGUACAACAGCUUGGUGGCCUUACGCGAUUCUCAUACUCUCUUCCAUUGCUUUCCAAGAAGGGCUCAGGCUUUUCUUCUGGAAAAUAUAUAAGAGGUUAGAAGAUAUAUUAGAUGCUUUUGCUGACCGAGUUUCGAAACCGCAUCUUUUCCUAACUGAUAAGAUGCUGAUUGCCCUUGCUGGUGGUUUGGGCCAUGGUGUAGCCCAUGCUGUGUUCUUCUGCAUCAGCCUAUUAACUCCUGCAUUUGGUCCAGCUACAUAUUUCGUUGACAGAUGCUCGCAGGUUCCAUUUUUCCUUCUUUCUGCACUUAUUGGUCUUGCAUUUGUCACGAUUCACACAUUCUCAAUGGUCAUCGCGUUUAAUGGGUAUGCAGAGGGCAACAAAGUGGAUCAAUAUUUUGUUCCCAUUGUUCAUUUUGUUGCAGGAGCAGUGACAAUGGUAAAUUUGGCACCUGGGGGUUGUACUGUUGGCAUUCCUCUCCUUUACUUCGUAACGUUCUUGACCUUGAUUCAUUGUGGGAGGAUGGCUUGGAGAAGAUUGACAGAAAACUCAAUCAGGCUGAGCAACUCUUAGUAGUAAGUGAUAAUCUUUUGUAAAAAGUCCUGUCUUAGAUUGCUUCAGUCCUCGCCAUUCUGGUUGGAAUGUGUAGAAUUCCCAUUUCUUUCAUCGUCAUUGGGUCAGGGUUAUGGAGGUCUUGGUUGCACAAAAAGUUUAAUGAAGUCUAGGACGUUUCAUCAUUUAUGUUCAGGGAAAAAAUGUAGAUCAAUCAGAGAUUCUUGUAUACAUGUUAAAAUUUGAAUUAUGAAAUUCUAAAAUCCUUUUUUUCUUUCUCA